Eriocheir sinensis (Chinese mitten crab) is the source of this 1087-nucleotide messenger RNA. RefSeq lists its product as uncharacterized. The coding region runs from base 122 to 1087 and encodes 321 amino acids. NCBI's taxonomy places the organism in Eukaryota, Metazoa, Arthropoda, Malacostraca, Decapoda, Varunidae. The record is from RefSeq and is a predicted model, not a curated record. The transcript has 4 exons.
CACCACCGCUGGCUCACAGUCCUCUUCCUCUCUGCUUCCAAACACCUCCUCAACAGUGCCAAAACAUCUCUCCAAACAGUGCCAGUGCCUGCUGCGUGUGUGUGAACUGCUGCCCGAGUGAAUGGUGCCAAGAAAGAGUGAAGUGAGUGCCUCUGAGUGCCAAUACAAGAUGUUGCGUGUGUUGUGUGUGUUGAGUGUGUUACUAAUCGUCUUGUGUGUUGACGCCGCGGUGGGGAGGCGAAGAGAGGCACUGGAACCUUACAGACACCCGACCUACGACAACAACAACAACAACAACAACAACAACAACAACAACAACAACAACAACAACAACAACAACAACAACAACAACAACAACCAAUACAGCACCACCACCACCAACAGCAACAUCAAUAAUAACAACAACCAGAACAACAACCAAUACAGAACCAACAACAACAUCAAAAACAACAACAACAACAAAAACCAGGACCAAUACAACACUAACAGCAACCAAAACAACAACAACAACAACAACAGCCCAUCAACAACCCACCCAAACUCACAACCACAACCACCAUACAACCAACAACAGGCGGACUUCAGCGAUCGGAUGGGACACUACAACCACAAGAACCAGGACAACAACCACCCCUUCCACCACUAUCCAGACAACCACAACCACUACAACAACCGCCGCUACCACCAUCUUGAGGAUAUAUACAAGAGGCUAAGUUUCCACAAGGGCGAGAAAGCAAGUUUUUGGGAAUGGAUUUUCGGCCUAAGCGACUCCAGUGACCUUGAUGAUGACCUGACCCACCUCCAUCACCUCACUAGGAAGUUUGGCAUCUUUGACCUUCUGCCUUACUCCCUAAAGAUGACCCGCGGUGACUUGGACAGGGCCGGCAGCUCCUACGUUUCCUACUCCCAAGAAAAGGACUACAAGGACCACAACCCGAAGAACUUUCCCGGCAUCGACCUCUACAGCCUCUGCGCCGUCUUCCUCUUCGCCGCCACCCUCACCUACACCAUCUUCUUCCUCACGCAGCAGGGGCAGGAGGGAGGAGGGGGGGUUGGACCUAUUCCAUCAAUUGUAUACAUGUCUUAG